This is a messenger RNA of Diospyros lotus (date-plum), 2697 nucleotides long. Its product is annotated as prolycopene isomerase, chloroplastic. Lineage: Eukaryota; Viridiplantae; Streptophyta; Magnoliopsida; Ericales; Ebenaceae. The record is from RefSeq and is a predicted model, not a curated record. The transcript is spliced from 10 exons. The coding region runs from base 16 to 1965 and encodes 649 amino acids. Gene Ontology annotation, molecular function: oxidoreductase activity. Gene Ontology annotation, biological process: carotenoid metabolic process.
UUUUGAUAAAUUAGAAUGAAGAUAGCAGUGGCGAUUAGGUGGGUCGAUAAAGAUAAGAUAAAAUUAGGAUGGAUUAGCCAACGAUAUUUUUUGUCGGCGACGUGGCCGGUUCUGAAUUGCAGAAACGUCAGCUUCUUCAUCGUCUCUCCUCUGCCAAAGCAAAGAGAGUUCGCUUCGAUUCACCAGUUUUCGAUUGUGAAUUCGCAGUUCCUUUUUCUGCCUUCCAUGGCAUUAAGUACAGUUUUGCCAAACUUUCUGCAGCACCAGUCUCUUACUCUCAAUUCGAUUUGUAAAUCUCGCGGCAGAAAACAGUCGAAUUUGGCGCGAAAUGCUAGCGGCAUUGGGGUCUCUUCCCCUCCUGCAACUCAAACUACAUCGAUUCCAGGCAAGCCAGAGGCAGAUGUUGUUGUAAUUGGGAGCGGUAUUGGUGGACUAUGUUGUGCAGGACUGCUAUCUAGAUAUCAGCAAGAUGUUUUAGUUUUAGAAAGCCAUGAUUUGCCUGGGGGCGCUGCUCACUCAUUUGAGAUCAAGGGCUACAAAUUUGACUCUGGUCCAUCUUUGUUCUCUGGUUUCCAAUCAAGAGGUCCUCAGGCUAAUCCUCUUGCACAAGUUCUGGAUGCUUUGGGUGAGUCAAUUCCUUGUGCCAAUUAUGACUCUUGGAUGGUUUACAUACCUGAAGGUGAAUUCUUAUCACGCAUAGGCCCAACAGAAUUUUUUAAGGACCUUGAGAAGUAUGCCAGUCUUGAUGCUGUCAGAGAAUGGAAGAAACUUCUUGAUACAAUACUUCCAUUGUCUGCAGCUGCUAUGGCUCUGCCUCCUUUAUCUAUUCGCAGUGAUCUGGGUGUUCUUUCCACUGUUGCUGCUAGAUAUGUCCCCUCUCUUGUGAAAUCAUUUGCCCAAAUGGGACCUCAGGGAGCUCUUGGUGCUACAAAACUUCUCAGACCCUUCUCAGAAAUCAUUGACUCGCUGGAACUGAAAGAUCCUUUUAUACGUAACUGGAUAGAUCUUCUGUCAUUCUUACUUGCAGGAGUGAAAUCUAAUGGUAUACUCUCGGCAGAGAUGAUAUACAUGUUUGCGGAAUGGUACAAACCAGGUUGCACUCUCGAGUAUCCUCUUCUUGGUAGUGGGGCAAUAGUUGAUGCUCUUGUGCGUGGAAUACAGAAAUUUGGUGGACGGAUCUCUCUGAGGAGCCAUGUGGAAAAUAUUGUUGUUCAAAAUGGUCGAGCAGUAGGGGUAAAGCUAAGAAGUGGUCAAUUCAUACGUGCUCAGAAGGCCGUCGUUAGUAAUGCAUCCAUGUGGGACACAUUGAAUCUGUUACCAAAGGAAGUCAUCCCAAAGUCCUACCAGGACAGGAUCAAGAUGACUCCUCAAUGUGAAUCAUUUAUGCAUCUUCAUUUGGGUUUUGAAGCAAAGGGCAUACGUGAGGAUUUGGGAAUUCAUCAUAUAGUUGUAAAUGAUUGGGAUCGAGGUGUUGAUGCUGAUCAAAAUGUUGUUUUGAUAUCUGUACCUAGUGCACUUAGUCCAGAUCUUGCACCCCCUGGGAAACAUAUUUUACAUGCAUAUACACCAGGAACUGAACCGUUUGAACUUUGGGAAGGACUUGAUCGUAGAAGCGCAGAAUACAAGGAACUCAAAACUAAAAGAUCUGAGGUAAUGUGGAGGGCUGUUGAGCGUGCACUUGGUUCAGGUUUUGAUCGUGAGAAGUGUGAGGUAAAGUUGGUCGGAACUCCAUUGACACACCAAAGGUUCCUUCGGAGGAAUAGAGGAACUUAUGGGCCAGCUAUAGAAGCUGGAAAAGGCAAUUUUCCUGGACAUCCAACUCCCAUCCCCCAACUUUACUGCUGUGGUGAUUCUACAUUUCCUGGCAUCGGGGUCCCAGCAGUUGCUGCUAGUGGUGCCAUUGUUGCUAACUCAUUGGUUUCUGUGUCGCAACACUCACAGCUCCUUGAUGCUGUUGGAAUAUGAUAAAAACGGGUGAGGAUGAACUUUAAAUCAGGGAUGUUGAGAUGUGGAUCCAAGGAACCCUAUUGGACUCUGGGGCCGACCAGGCCAAACAACUUCAGCUUCCUCCCUGUUCCAAUUUGCAUCAGAAAACUCAAUCACGAGGAGAAAUUGAUGUCAAAAUAAGGUUCUUGGAGAAGAUCAAGGUUACCGUAUUACUUUUUAAGCAAUCAGCACUUACAUAUUUUAGGGUUUUAUUGUAGCAUGGAAUAAAUAGACAUUUGAGGUGCAGAAUAGAUGGUAGAUGGAUAAACAUGUUGGAGCAAUAUGUGUGUGUGUCUUUCUACUGAGCAAUCAGAUGGAACCCACAUCAUGUUUGAAACCUGCAUGCUGAUUGCUUUUGGGAAUUUAAGGGUUGAUUAUGAAGUUCACCUAGCUUUUCCAUCCAUGUCCUUUUUGGAGGACCACAAUUUUUAGCAUUGACGCUGACAUACAAAGUCUAGCACACUAUAAAGCUGAGAAUUAUGAGGCAUGAGAUGUGGUGGAGGGCCACCCACAUAUUGCACUAUGCCCGCAAGGUCUGUGGCUUGCUCUAAAGUCCAGUCUUCACACAUUAUGCUGCAAACAAAGUACUAUAGACCUAACAUUUGAUGUGGUCCACCAAAUACCCUUGUUGAGCUUUCAAUCUUUUGUUGGAUUUAGAUGCCUUCUUGUUAACUUUUAGAAAAUGGUGUUUGAACGAUAUUUGUGAUAAUA